ACAUGGUUUGAUAAAAUUUUAAAAGACGAUGAUGUUACUGAAAUUGAAUAUUCUUAUGAAAAUAGAGAGGAAAUUGGAAAGGGGGGAUUUGGUAUUGUUUAUUCGGCAUUUUGUAAUGGGAAAAAGUUUGCAUUGAAAAGCUUUAUCAAUGAUGAAACGAAUAAAGAAGCAACCAAAGAAUUCAUUAGAGAGCUUAAAUAUUUACAUGCUAUUAGUAAUCAUCCUAACAUCAAUCAAUUCUAUGGAAUAACACGUGAAGGCUACCGAGAACCAACAAUUCCUGGUACACCAAGGGGUUACUCCGAUAUCUAUAAGAAAUGCUGGAGUUCUGAACCAAAAGAACGUCCAACAAUAAACAAAAUUCUUGAGAAACUUAAUUUAAUGUCAAAAGAGGAAACAAUGCACUUGAUUAUAAAUAGCAAUAGGGAGCUUAAACCUGAAUUAGAUGAAAAAAUAAGCGAACGUUCUCAAUUUUACAAAAAUAUGCAUAAUGAUGAAUUAUCCAGAAACUUAUUAAGAGCAGUAUCAGUACAAAAACCUAGAAGACCAUCACGCUCUAGUGCGAAAAGCUCCGAUUCUCUUACUAAAUC
Messenger RNA from Racocetra persica, 590 nucleotides. The record is from the annotation of a GenBank genome assembly. NCBI's taxonomy places the organism in Eukaryota, Fungi, Glomeromycota, Glomeromycetes, Diversisporales, Gigasporaceae.